AUGGCUACUCCUGAACAGAAGAAGUUCAUCGCACAAAUCGAUGCCAACAAGGCCACUUUGAUCGACCGCCUCGCUGAGGCCGUCUCGAUCCCUUCGGUCUCUGGUGAUGCCAACUACCGCAAGGCUUGCUUCGACAUGGCCGACUGGCUGCUCGCCGAGCUCAAGAAGCUUGGUGCUACUGCAGAGCUCAAGCCUCUGGGCAAGCAAACCCUUGACGGUCAGGAGAUUGAGCUGCCCCCCGUCAUUCUUGGUGACCUGGGCAAGGACCCCAAGAAGAAGACGAUCCUGGUCUACGGUCACUUUGACGUUCAGCCCGCUCUCAAGUCGGACGGCUGGGACACUGAGCCUUUUAAGCUGAUCACUGACGAAAAGACCGGUCGCAUGUACGGACGUGGAUCUACCGACGACAAGGGACCCAUUCUCGGCUGGCUCAACGCUAUUGAAGCUCACCAGCAGGCUGGCAUUGACCUGCCUGUCAACCUCAAGUUUUGCUUUGAAGGUAUGGAGGAGAGUGGCAGUGUUGGGCUGGAUGAGCUGAUUGCUGCUGAAAAGGACAGCUUCUUCCAGGGUGUUGACGCUGUCUGUAUCUCGGACAACUAUUGGCUGGGUACCAAGAAGCCAUGCCUUACGCACGGUCUGCGUGGUAUCGCCUACUUCAAGCUCGCCAUCUCGGGCCCUGCUCGUGACUUGCAUUCGGGUGUGUUUGGCGGUGUUGUACACGAGCCCAUGACCGAUUUGUUCACCAUCAUGUCCAAGCUGGUGACGGCCAAGGGCGAAAUCCUGGUUCCUGGUAUCAAGGAGCUGGUAGCUCCUUUGACCGAUGAGGAGCGCAAGCGUUACGACGUGAUGGACUUUGUGCUCAGCGACAUCGAAGGCGCUACGGGCAGCAAGACCACGGUCAGCAACGACAAGGCUGCCGUGCUGAUGGGUCGCAUGCGAUACCCUUGCCUUUCGCUUCACGGUAUCGAGGGAGCAUUUUCUGAGCCUGGCACGAAAACUGUCAUUCCUGCUAAGGUGAUUGGCAAGUUUUCGCUGCGUCUUGUUCCGGACAUGACUCCGGAAAAGGUCAACGAGCUUGUUACCAAGUAUGUGAAUGACGAGUUUGCCAAGAUCGGCAGCAAGAACACGAUGACCAUCACGAGCGAGCACGGUGGUAAGCCAUGGCUGGCCGACCCGAACCACUGGAACUACGAGGCAGCCAUCAAGGCGACCGAGACCAUUUACGGUGUCAAGCCCGACCUGACGCGCGAGGGUGGUUCGAUCCCUGUUACGCUCACAUUUGCGGAUUUGCUGCAGAAGAACGUUUUGCUAUUGCCGAUGGGCAGGAGCGACGACGGUGCGCACUCGAUCAACGAGAAGCUCGACAUUUCCAACUACAUCGAGGGUACCAAGCUGCUUGGUCUCUACCUGCACGAGGUGGCUGCCAUCGCCUAG
This is a messenger RNA of Mycosarcoma maydis (corn smut), 1434 nucleotides long. Its product is annotated as putative metallodipeptidase. Gene Ontology annotation, biological process: proteolysis. The record is from RefSeq and is a predicted model, not a curated record. The transcript has a single exon. Gene Ontology annotation, molecular function: metallodipeptidase activity. The coding region runs from base 1 to 1434 and encodes 477 amino acids. NCBI's taxonomy places the organism in Eukaryota, Fungi, Basidiomycota, Ustilaginomycetes, Ustilaginales.